GAUCACAGAUUUAGAAUCACCAUUUUAAAUAAAAUCAAAAUAUUUAGAACGUAUAUUCGACUACGAAUAUUAGUUUAUCUCAAUUAAAAUACUAAAGCAGUAUUAGAAAUGUCUCGCCAGACCUCUAGACUCGACGCCAAGAAAGUUAAUUCAGAGCUAUUGACACUCACAUACGGCGCACUAGUGUCACAGAUGUUGAAGGAGAUUGAUAAUACGGAUGAUGUGAACAAGCAGCUGGAGAGAAUCGGGUACAACAUGGGCGUUCGUCUUAUUGAGGACUUCUUGGCCCGAACUACGUCGACCCGCUGUCUGGAAAUGAGGGAGACUGCAGAUAAAAUCCAGCAGGCGUUUAGGUUAUACCUAAACAUGCAGCCCACCGUAACCAGCUGGAGUAGUUCCGGAGACGAGUUCUCGCUCGUCUGGGACCAGUGCCCGUUGAGCGAGUGGGUGGAGAUGCCCAACAAUGGGCUGAAGUACUGCAUGCUGAUACCGGGGGCUAUCCGGGGUGCGUUGCAAAUGGUGCAGCUGGAAGUUCAGUGUUGGUUUGUUCAGGAUCAACUAAAAGGUGACCCAGUAACUGAGCUCCGAGUCAAAUACAUCAAAAGGCUAGAAGACGCUGUGCCUGCCGGAGAGGACUAAACAUGGACUGUUAGUUGUUUUAUUUUAUUAUAUUAUCUAGAUUACUUAGAUGGCUAAGUUAAACCUGUACAUGGUUUUAUUAUAAUUCACACUCCGGAUUUAUUUCAAAAUGGUAACAUUCUACUUCACAUAAUUUUUUACACUCGGAAUUAUAUCUUAUAAAGGGUUAAAGUCACUCAUGGGGCAAUCCUAAUAUCUGGUAACAGAGCUAUUCAAGUUUCAGUUUUCAUUCCUCCAUGUAACUUAAACUUGUCAAGGAACAAUUUCCAUGGAUUCAAUAUACACUUCUCAGUAAGGAACCAACGGAUCCAUGGCAAACGAUUUAUUUAGGUAUCACGAUUGUCUAGUGAACCAAUCAUAAACUAGAAAAAAAUCGAUUGUGUGACCAAAUUCGCCCUCAUCAAAUACCAAAAAACUUGAAUAUGGGCAUGGACAAACAAAAAACGCCAUCUAGGUCUGUGUUAAAUAACUAAAACUAGCAGCAAGUUCCGUAAAAAUAAUCUAGAUGUCGCUGUACCAAACAACUUUUCACGCCAUCUACUGACGAGUAGCUGGCGCUGGAAACGUAAAAAAUAAGGGCACACGUACCGUAACCCAACUACUACAAACAAGCUUGUACGGGAACUUCACGCCGUUCGUACGUCGGCCCUAAAGACUAAAGCCGAUAAAGUUCGUUUGUCCCUUUUCGACGUAUGGUGUGUGGUGUGAUAGAAAGUGACAAACGAACUUUAUCGGCUUUGUAACUUUAGAGUGCGUUUAUGAAUAAG
Molecule: messenger RNA, 1406 nt
Organism: Leguminivora glycinivorella
Lineage: Eukaryota; Metazoa; Arthropoda; Insecta; Lepidoptera; Tortricidae
Gene: Bet3
Product: trafficking protein particle complex subunit 3
Exons: 4
Coding region: 109-639 (176 amino acids)
Biological process (GO): endoplasmic reticulum to Golgi vesicle-mediated transport; intra-Golgi vesicle-mediated transport
Cellular component (GO): TRAPP complex; cis-Golgi network membrane; cytosol
Source: RefSeq, a predicted model, not a curated record